CCCCGCGAUCUGCGCGUGGCCUCGGCUGCAGACACAUCGGCGGUGGGCACAAAGCCUCCCUUUGGCGAACCACCCUCUAGUGAAAACGGCCCAGGGCCGAAACCGACGGACCUGGACCCGCAAAAAUGACGGCCGCGACGCCCUCUCGCGAACCGAGAACGGCCAAUUCGCUGAUCGACGUAUCAGGGCAGGAGGUCGAUCACCUCCGAAUACAGGAGUGACCCUAGGCAAAAGUGCCCUUUGGUGCGCGGCUUCAGGGGGCCGCGGGGGAGGCCAAAUGCAUGCAAUCCAAGCGCGCCAGCAAGUGCUGGCGGGACCCCGCCGGGCCCGCACCAAAAGGUCACUCCAGCGAAGGGUCGCUCUUGCGCUCUUACGCGCAGCCGAUGGCCGGAGGAGCCGGACGCCGAGCGCGUCAGCUCCGCCGGCGACCGCCGUGCCGCGUCCGCGGGCUCCGAGGGCAACGGCGGCGGCGCGGCGGUGUCUGGGCCAGACGCCUGCCGCGAGCGCGCGCCGCCCAGAGCCACGCGGGAGGCGCCGGGAUCCUGCGGCCCCCGUCGGCGCACGUCAGCGGCAGCCAGGGGCAAGCCCAUGCUCCGGAGGGCGAGGGCCUGCGUGUCCUCCGGUGCCCACGAGAGCUGGCUGCGCAGGGCGAGGAUGGCCGCCGCGGCCAGGGCGAGCAGCAGCACCGAGGCGGCGCCGAGGCGCGUGCACGGGCCCGCCAUGGGCGGCCCCUGCCCGUUCGGCCCGCAUGGCCCGUCGCCCGGGCGCGACCGGGCCACGGACCGGGAGGUGCGGGGCGGCGCCGCCAAGCGAGAGUGCGCGUGGCGGAGCCGCCACGCGAGGGCCGGGGGUCCCACAACGGUGCGGCGCCAGGCUGCUCGACCUCCAAAACCCACGAGAACUCACGGAUUUGAGAUCUUGGAUUAGACGACAGGACCUCCCCGGGGGCCGCCCAGCGGCCACAGCGGCCUGAGCCAAAAUGGCU
Molecule: messenger RNA, 985 nt
Organism: Prorocentrum cordatum
Lineage: Eukaryota; Dinophyceae; Prorocentrales; Prorocentraceae
Source: the annotation of a GenBank genome assembly